Xyrichtys novacula (pearly razorfish) is the source of this 390-nucleotide messenger RNA. The record is from the annotation of a GenBank genome assembly. Lineage: Eukaryota; Metazoa; Chordata; Actinopteri; Labriformes; Labridae.
AUGCAGGCCUCUCAACAGCUCAGCUCCACCAGGAGCAUCAGCAGCAGGUUGUUAAAGCUAAGGUUGUGUGAUCCUUCUCCAGCAGCACCAAAUCAGGAGUAUCAGGUGUCGACCGAAAAUGGGAGAGGAGGAAAGUUAUUUAUCAGCAGUGUGGAGUCAUUUGAACACAUGAGCUGUGUCUGGACAGACACAGCAACUACUGAGGAAAACCACUUUGGUUCAAGCUGUUGUUUUAUGGCUGAAUAUUUGUACAAAACCAAAAAACAGAAGCUUCCCACUUUGUUUCAGAAAAGCCCAAAACUGCUACCUAAACUGAUGAAAGGAAAACAAGCCGUCAAAUGGCCUAAAGAAAACCAGGAUCAGGCGUCAGAGGCAAGGCCCCGGUAUUAG